CCUCCUUCCUGUUUUCGUCUUAACGGUUCUUCCUCUUUGAUCAAAGCUUCAGCGUGGUCACAUUGUCUGUUUUGAGCGUGAUCCACGUUUCGUGUCGUAAGACUUAAAGAAUGCGUUACGUGGCCGCUUAUCUUUUGGCUGCCUUAGGAGGCAAAGCUUCACCUAACCAAAAUGAUAUUGAAAAGAUUUUAUCAUCUGUCGGAAUUGAAUUCGACCCUGAGAAACUGAAGAUUGUUAUCUCAGAAUUGAAUGGAAAGUCAAUUGAUGAACUAAUAGCACGAGGACGUGAGAAAUUGUCAUCUAUGCCAGUUGGAGGCAGUGCAGUUGCUAGCACUGCUGCACCUGCUGCUGGAGCAGCUGCUGCUCCAGUUGAAGAAAAGAAGGAGGAAAAGAAGCCAGCAAAGGAAGAAUCUGAGUCAGACGAUGAUGACAUGGGCUUUGGUCUUUUCGAUUAAAUUCCAUAACAGCGACAGCUGUAUAAUGACUAUUUGUACAACAUGUAUAUUAUACAGUUUUGAUAGAAUCACUAAAAAAUAAACUGUAUUUUUAAUUCUA
Molecule: messenger RNA, 555 nt
Organism: Megalopta genalis
Lineage: Eukaryota; Metazoa; Arthropoda; Insecta; Hymenoptera; Halictidae
Gene: RpLP2
Product: ribosomal protein LP2
Biological process (GO): cytoplasmic translational elongation
Cellular component (GO): ribosome; cytosolic large ribosomal subunit
Molecular function (GO): structural constituent of ribosome
Source: RefSeq, a predicted model, not a curated record